AUGUGGACAAAAAUACUGUGAAAACGAGUGCUAAGUCUGCAAAACGAGGCUCUACUGGUGAAGAUGAAAUCCCUAGGAAAAAAUCCAAGAAGAACAAGAAGCACAAAAGCAAGAAGAAGAAGAAAAAGAAGAAGAAAAGGAAGAAAGAGAAGAAGCAUAAAAAGCAGCCAAAGGAGGCCAAGCUGAGCGCACUCCCCGGAGACCCUGCGGACGUGCCUCCUGUUCCUCUCUUGGUGCCGGAGAAUUCCAGCUCCCAACUGAAUGCUAAGAAGCUAUACCUGCAGGCACUUCUAGAAGCAAGACUUGCUGCAGAAUGUCAGAGCUUAGAAGAGACUCCAGAAACCUUGGGGGCUGCUGACACCAACUCUUUGGAAGCAGUUCCUCAACUAGGGGAUGUGAGAGGUGUGGAAACAACAAAACCUGAAGUGUCAACAGAGGGACAAUGUGCAGAAGAGGUGCAGGGCCAACAGGUGGAGGAUAUGGUGGUGGAAAUGGAAGAUGAAGAGCAGAUUCAACCAGCUGAGCCUGCAGAAACAGUUUUUAGUUCAGCAGAGGAAAAAGAUUCAUCAGAGGCUCCUGUGGCAGCAACAGGUCUGGAAACAUCUCAGGCUGAUGGAAAGCUCCGAGAUGCGGAAGCAGCUGUGGGCUUGGAAGCAGAGACCAAAGACCUGGAAGCAGCUCCAGCAGCCAAGACUGACACAGAAUUAGUUCCAGGACUUGAGGUGGAAGCCGUUCCAGAGGCUGAGGAUGUCAAAGAAGCAACUCCAGAAGAGGACUCGGAGAAAAGAGACUCCGAAACCUCAGAUGUGCAGCCUGACGUGGCAGCAAGGAUGAAGGAGACUCUCAUGAGGCUGGAGAAUGUCAUCGAGAAAAGUAGCCAUAGAACCAGCGAGAAAAAACAUGACUCUAAGAAGCAGAAGAGGAGUCGCACCAAGUCCCAGUCCAGGUCUAGGAAGAGGAAGAAGAAGUCAAGGUCACGCUCUACUUCCAGGCGUUUGGCCUCCAAACGAGCACGUUCGAGGAGCAGGAACUACUCUGUGUCCAGAAAAAAGCAUUCCAAAUCCCGAUCCAGGUCUGUGGAGAAGAGAUUGUCCUCCCGGAGGUCCAGGCGCAGGCGCUCCCGGUCAUCUGACCGCUACAGGUCUAAAUCCAGGUCAGCAGAGAAGAGAUUGUCCUCUGGGAGGUCCAGGCGGAGGCGUUCCAGGUCGUCUGACCACUACAGAUCCAAGUCCAGGUCAGUGGAGAAGCGACUGUCAUCUCGAAGGUCCAGAAGAAGACGUUCCAGGUCUUCUGAUCGCUACAGAUCCAAGUCCAGGUCAGUGGAGAAGCGACUGUCAUCUCGAAGGUCCAGAAGAAGACGUUCCAGGUCUUCUGAUCGCUACAGAUCCAAGUCCAGGUCAGUGGAGAAGCGACUGUCAUCUCGAAGGUCCAGAAGAAGACGUUCCAGGUCUUCUGAUCGCUACAGAUCCAAGUCCAGGUCGGUGGAGAAGCGACUCUCCUCUCGGAGGUCUGGGCGCAGACGUUCCAGGUCAUCCGACCGCUACAGAUCCAAGUCCAGGUCAGUGGAAAAGCGGCUCUCCUCCCGGAGGUCUGGUCGUAGACGUUCCAGAUCUUCUGACCGCUACAGAUCCAAGUCCAGGUCGGUGGACAAGAGAUUGUCCUCAUGGAGGUCCCGCCGCAGGCGUUCUAGGUCCUCUGACCGCUCAAAAUCCAGAUCCAGGUCUUCAGAAAAGAGAGGGGGCAAAGAAUACUCCUGGAGGUUCAGACACAGAUCUGGUUCCUCUGAUGGCUCAAAGUCAAGGUCCAGAUCAGUGGAGAAGAGAGGUCGGAAGGCAUCUGUGAGGGCAUCCAAACGUCGCCGCUCCAAGUCCUCCGACAGGUACAAGUCCAGGUCCAGAUCAGUAGAAAAGAGAGACCGGAAGCAGUCGUCACGGAAGUCUAAACACCUGCACUCCAAGUCCUCUGACCGUUCCAAGUCCAGAUCCAAGUCAGUGGGAAAAAAGAAGGAGUCAGCACGGAAGUCCAAGCGUCACCGCUCAAAGUCUUCUGAGCAUGACAAGUCCAGGUCCAGGUCUACCGAAAAAAAGCGUAAAGAGUCUUCAAAAAAGUCCAAAAGGAAACGUUCCAAGUCCUCUGACAGCGUUAAGUCAAGGUCCAAAUCUGUAGAGAAAAGUAAGUCAUCCUCAGCAAAGUCCCGGAGCAAGCAUGCCGAGUCUGUGGAGCCUCAGGAGUCAACCAAAGGUCUUGACAAAGUAGAUGUCCCUGAACCUUCCUUUGGAAGUGAAGGCAGGUCCUCUAAUGGUCCCAUGUCCUUGUCUGAACAAGGAAUCAAUGGCCCAGAGCUGCCACCAUCAUAUGGAACUGGCUUUUCCAAAGCUUCUGAAAGUGUUGAGAACAGCUCCUCAUCUGUUGACAGAACAGGUCUGCAGUCUUCUGCCUUGUCUGAAUUGGAUGCUCCCAAAACCCCAGACGGCCAGGAGCUGAGAUCCAUGUCUGUGGAAAAAACACAGGAUUCAGAGCUUUCCAUGACAUCAGAAAACGGCUCAGCAGAAAAAGCUUCACCCCUACCUGAACUUCCAUACGCCACACCCAAGUCGAGAUCCUCAUCUGUAGAAAAAAGGGGAGAUCUGGAGACCUCUUCAGUGACAGAAUUCUAUCCCUCCGUGUCCCACGAAGAUGGAUCCAGAACUGCCUCCCUCAGAGAAGUGGAGGGUCCAGAGCUUCCUCCAGCACUUCAAAGUGACUACAAGGCAAUCUCUUCGUCCUCUCUGCUCUCCAACUCCUCUGAUGGCCAUGAAUCCAGGCACAUCUCUGGUGACCAGACAGAGCUCCAGCAGUUCUUGCAAGUACCUCAACAUGAAGCUUCCCAGUUGGCUGCCAGCCCUGUGGAAGCUCAGCGGCCUGAGGUGACACACUCUGUAUUCCCUGGUGGCCAUGGGUUGGUCUCCUCACCUUUGGCAACAGGCCACAUGCAGGAGCCUUCUUUGGCUGCUGACCGUGGGCACUUCGGGUCUCCUGAUGGACAUGGACUUGGUGCACAAGUAAAGGAGCUUCCACUGUCUGAAGGAGAGUCCUUCAAGUCACCUGAUGGAAACGAUCAAAGGUAUUUAUCUGUUGAGAAAGUCAAGGCUCCAGAGGUUUCCCUGACAUCUGUGUGUGCUCCUGUUGAGGUCUCAGAUGACCUCAUGUCAGUGUCCUCUUUUGAAGUUCAUGACUCCAGAUCAUCUAUUGACAAGGCUUUGGAUGGUCCAACACUUUCACAUGUCCUUGACGGCUCUGAAGUGCACGAGUCAAGAUACCUUCCUGCUGGAAAAAUGGAUGGAGCAGGAUCUUUGGUGGUGUCCAAAGGUGGAAUUUCCAUAUGCCAUGAUGGCCACACCAAGUACAAUUCCUUUGAGCAAACAGAAGGUGUAGAACUGUCAGUGGCACCUGAGCUCAGGUGUUCUGUCUUCCCCGAAGGCUAUAAACUGACAUCUGUUGCAGUUGGAAAAGUGGAGAUGCCUCAGUCUCCUGUCCUGCUGGAGAGUGGAUUCUCCGAUGGCUGUGGAGCAGUGAGCGCGCCCGGGAAGCUGCAGCCCCCAGUGGCUGCAGUGGCGGCGGAAGGUGGUAUUCUCCUGGUACCCGACAACCACGAGCUGAGACCUGUCUCUGCCGACAAGGUGGAGGUGCUGAACUCAUCUGAGCUGAAAUGCAUCGUGUCCCCUGAUGGCUACAAGCUGAGAUCUGCCUAUGCUGAAGGACUCCAGGUGCAGGAGGCUGCUCAAAUACUGGAGAGCAGAUGUUCUGCUGCCUCUGAUGGUCCCGAGUUGGAAAGAGCUGAGGUAGAGGAGUCUUCUCAGGUGUCUGAGAAUGAGUACGCCAUAGGGCUGGACGGCCCAGAGUUUACAUCAACCCCUGCCGGCAAAACAGAGCUGCGGAAGCUGUACCAGAUGUCUGAGGAAAGGUGUCUGGAGGCCAUGGAGAGCCAGGAGCUCUCUGCUGAAAGGACACAAGUGCAAGAGCAUCUGGUGUCUGAAAAUGACUGUGCUGUGUCCUGGGUGAGCCAGGAGUUGAGGUCCAGCUCUCCUGAGAAGGCCGAGAUGCAGGAGGCUGCGCUGGUCCCUGACAAUGACUGUGUGUCCUCUGAAGAUCACGGAUUGAUGUCGUCCCGGGCGGAAAAAACAGUGGUGCAGGAGUGUUUUGUGCUGCCUGAAAAUGACUGUGGUGUGCCUCCUGAGGAGAUGGCAGCGAGCCCUGCUGAGAAAGAGCCUUCUGUGACUGCUGGCAGUGACUAUUCUAUUUUCCCACGAGGCCAAGGACUGCAGUCCGCGCUCCUGGAAAACGCAGCAGCACCGGAGCCUGUGCUGAUCCCAGACACCCAGUAUGCUGCAUCUCCUGAGGGGCAGGGGCUGCUCUACGAGAAGACCGAGGUGCAGGAGUGCUCUGUGCUCUCUGAGUACGAGGUGUCCCCUGAGCAGCGUGAGGGGAGAGCCAGUCCCGUGGAAAAAGACUUGGAGGAACCUUCAGAAGCAUCCGAAAGUGAAAGUUCAAUCUCCACUGACAGCCAAGAGCUGCAGACUAGAGUUGUUGGAAAAGCAGAGGUGCAGGAGUUGUCUUUGUCUGAAGGUGAGUGUACCACGUCCCCUGAAGCUCAGGAGCUGCAGUCCAGCCCUGGUGGAAAACCUCUGACAUCGGACAAUGAACGUGCUCUGUCCCCUGAGGAGUACGAAUCCAGAGUGGUGCAUGCUGAGAGAGCAGAGGGUGUGGAUUCUGCCGUGACAGCUGAGCAUGACCAUCUCUUCUUCGAGAGCCAGGAGGUGAGAUUCAGCUCUGUUCUGAAGGGAGAUGGGCAGGAGCUUUCUCCAGCACCUGAAAACGAGCAUGGAGCAUCCCUUGACGGGCAGGACUUCAGUUUCUCCACUGCUGGAAAAGUAGAUGGUCUCGAACCUGUGAUGCUGAACGACAGAGCCUCCAUGUCCCCUGAUCAGAGCGACUUGAAAACCAUCCCUGUGGAAAACAUGGAUCAUGCAAUGCCUGAGGGUGGGUGCUCCGUGUCUCCUGGUGGCUACAGUGUGAGAUCGGGUGAAGAAACAGGAGAUCUGGAGCCCUCAUCAAGAUCUGAACGUAGGUAUUCCGUAUCCUCCUAUCAGGAGGGUCCCAUGGAGGAAGAGGGUCUAGAGUUGCCUUUUACUUCUGAACACAGACGAUCUGUAUCCCCUGAGGGCCAUGACCAGAAGUCUACUAUCGAUGAAGACAUGGACGAUCGUGAGCCCUCUCUGACGUCCGAGCACAGACGUUCCACUUCCCCUGAUGAGCACGAGUCAAGGUCUAGUGCUGGGGAAGAAGCAGAAGAUCUGGAGCAGCCUUUGACAACAGAACGUAGAAGCUCUGUGUCUUCUGAUGGGCGUGAGUCAAGGUCAACCACUGGGGAAGAAGCAGAGGAUGCAGAAGCCUCCAUGAUAGCUGAACGAAGAGACUCCAUAUCCUCUGAUGAGCAGGAGUCAAGGUCUACUGCUGGGGAAGAUGCAGAAGAUGGGGAGACCUCUUUAGCUGAACGUAGACAGUCCACGUCUUCAGAUGACCAAGAAUCAAGGUCUGCAGCUGGUGAAGAAGCAGAGGAUGUGGCAGCUGAACGUAGACGCUCUGAGUCUCCUGAUGGACGUGAGUCAAGGUCAACUGUUGGUGAAGAAGCAGAGGAGCAGGAGCUCUCUUUGACAGCUGAACGUAGACACUCCACCUCUUCAGAUGAGCAUGAGUCAAGGUCUACUGCUGGUGAAGAUGCAGAGGAUGUGGAGCCUUCUUCUGCAGCUGAACAAAGAGAUUCCAUGUCGUCGGAUGAGCAAGAGUCAAGGUCCACAGCUGGUGAAGAAGCAGAAGAUGUGGAGCCUUCUCUGGCAGCUGAGCACAGGCGUUCGGCAUCCCCUGGGGGAGAAUCAAGGUCUACCACUGGUGAGGAAGAAGGAGAUGAUGUGGAGCCCUCCUCGGCAGCUGAACAAAGAGACUCCUCAUCGUCAGAAGAGCAUGAGUCAGAGUCUUCCAGCGGUGAAGAAGAGGGUGAGGACGCAGAGCCCUCUUUGGCAGAUGAGGACAAGCAGGAUUCUAUGCCCCUGGAGAGAUCAGAGGAACAGGACUCUUCCUUCGUCCCUGAUGGGAGACGUUCUGAGUCUUCUGAGCGUGAAAAAUCCAGAUCCAAAUCUGCCGAUAAAGCAUCUGACAAAGAGUCUUCACGGAGAUCUGUGAGCAGAGUCUCCAAAUCUGCUCACCCAAUGAGUCGAUCCACCUCUGUGGAGAAAGCAGCAGACAAAGACUCUUCACAUAGGUCCAGGCGGAGACGCUCCAGGUCCACGGCUCGCCAGAGGAGUCAGUCCACGUCCGUGGAGAAAGCAGCAGACAGGGAGUCCUCGCGCAGGUCCAGGCGGAGGUGCUCCAGGUCUGCUGCUCGCCAGAGGAGCCAGUCCAAGUCCGUGGAGAAAGCGGGAGAUAAGGACUCCUCCCGGAGGUCCAGGAGCCGGCGCUCCAGGUCCUCCCAGCGCAGGUCCAAGCGGUACGACACCGACUCGCGCUCCAGGCGGAAUCGCUCCAGGUCAGUGACGCGCAGGAGAGCGUCACGAUCCAGGUCCAGCUCGCUGUCACGGUCCAGGCACAGGCGGAGGAGUAGGUCCAGGUCGGCGUCGCGGCGGCGACGUUCCUUGUCCAGGGACAGGCGUAAGAGAUCCCAGAGGAACAGGUCACGGUCUACCGACAGGAGGAGGAGAAGAUCAGACUCCAGAGACCGUCGAAUCUCGCUCCGGUUGCGGAGCAGGAGCCGAUCACCUCUGCGGCAAAGGCGAUCCCGAUCCAGAGGGAGACGACGGAGCUCCAGCAGGUCACCGAUCCGACUGCGGCGAUCCAGGUCUUCAGGGAGGAGGAGAUACAGCAGAUCCCCUGACCGGCGCCGGUCACGGUCGUCGGAGUUCUCCAGCAGGUCACCCAAACGUCUUACAGACCUGGACAAGGCUCAGCUGCUUGAAAUCGCCAAAGCCAACGCGGCUGCCAUGUGUGCUAAGUCUGGUGUCCCCUUGCCCCCGAGCCUGAUGCCUCUGCUGUCCCAGAAGAAGGAUGACAAAGCCAACCAGAAAUCAUCGAGGGACACGCUGAAGGAGCUCACUGAGAAAUGCAAGAAGAUUGCUCAGAGCACAGAUGAUGUGAUUGUGAACAAACCUCAUGUGUCGGAUGAGGAGGAGGAGGAGAGACCUUUCUACAAUCAUCCCUUCAAGCUCAGUGAACCCAAACCCAUUUUCUUCAACUUAAGUACUCCCAGCAUAAAGCCAGCACCACCUCCCCAGCCCAAAAACCAGGUCAGCCUGUCCAAGGAGUUCCCGGUCUCCUCCGGCUCCCAGCACAGGAAGAAGGAGGCAGACAGUGUGUAUGGAGAGUGGGUUCCCGUUGACAAGGGCGGCAAGGAUGACGGCAAGGACGACGUUAACAGCUUCUCACACUCUUUUCCUUCCUAGUGUGUGGACAUCACCACGGCCAUGAACGAUAGAGCAGUAGCCCAGAAGAGGCUGAAUGAGAACUCCUUUGACCUGGAGGCCAUGUGCAUGUUGAACCGCGCGCAGGAGCAGAUCGAUGCCUGGGCCCAGUCCAACUCCAUCCCUGGCCAGUUCACGGGAAGCACUGGAGCACAGAUCCUCUCAUCGGACGAGCUGACCAAUAGUGGUCCCCAGGCCUGGAUCAGAAAGGUAGAGGUCUCACAGACACACUUGACCACCCACUACGUUGUGAAAAGCGACGGAG
This is a messenger RNA of Acanthisitta chloris (rifleman), 7755 nucleotides long. Its product is annotated as protein SON-like. The annotation marks the transcript as partial. Gene Ontology annotation, biological process: regulation of cell cycle; regulation of mRNA splicing, via spliceosome. The record is from RefSeq and is a predicted model, not a curated record. Gene Ontology annotation, molecular function: RNA binding. The transcript is spliced from 8 exons. Lineage: Eukaryota; Metazoa; Chordata; Aves; Passeriformes; Acanthisittidae.